Messenger RNA from Sinocyclocheilus anshuiensis, 4497 nucleotides. Its product is annotated as tenascin-R-like. Lineage: Eukaryota; Metazoa; Chordata; Actinopteri; Cypriniformes; Cyprinidae. The transcript is spliced from 21 exons. Gene Ontology annotation, molecular function: protein binding. The record is from RefSeq and is a predicted model, not a curated record. Bases 487 to 4032 code for a protein of 1181 amino acids.
AACGAGAAGGGGGGUGUCGCUGGGCGAGGGAGGGAGACACAGUGAUAGUGUGCAUGUGCGUGAGAGAGGAGGGUGCGAAAGACGGAUACAGAGAGAGACCGAGUUAGAGCGAGAGCAAGGUGCACACGUUGCUCAGCCUUCUCAUUGCAGCCGCGACAGGCAGCCAGAAAAGAGCUCCAAUCUAACCGGUGGCAGCAAUAGACUACUGAAAACACAGCUUGACCGAUCAAUAGACCUUUGCCAGAAACAUUGUGAGAGGGAGAAAGCUGCUCAAGGACCAGGGAGAAGCAGAUAAGGUGAAGAUCUAAAGGCAAUUACAACACCGGCUUCCAAAACUAGAAGACCACUGGGGACUUUGCAAUACAUCAGAGGGCGCAGAUUAUCCUUCUGUGUGGUGAGACAGGAAGAGCAUCAGCACUGGCACUUAAGUGCCGAUCAGAGGUCUAUUUGUGGAGUUGAUGAUCUCACCCUAGUGCCCGAGUUGUGAUGUGGGGGUGCACCAUGGCAAUACAAGGUUCAAUGGUGAGCCUGGCUUUACUGUUCUUUGGGAUUCAAGCUGUUCCUAACCCCACCAGCAAACUAGUGAGGACCACAAGGGUGAGGCGACAGGUUCCCGAAGGUGGGGUUCCCUCUAGCAACCAGACCCAGGCCAUGAUCUUCAAUCAUGUAUACAACAUCAAUGUACCUCUAGAGUCACUCUGUUCAGUGGACCUUGACACGGUACCAGGGCCAGGGUCAAACAAAGGUACAGCUGGGAGUGACAAGAUGCCAACAGAGUACACAGAAGAGACAGUGGACUCGGACAGCCAGGUGACCUUCACCCAUCGCAUCAAUAUCCCAAAGCAGGCCUGUGCUUGUCCUGCGGCUGCCGCCAUGGAACAGCUGGCUAGCCGUAUAGAGAUGCUGGAGAGGGAGGUGUCCUUGCUUCGAGCACAGUGUAGCUCCAGCUGCUGUGGAGAGAGCUCUGUUAUUGGUCACUUCGACUUCGUCCCUCAGUGUGGCCAUGGCACAUUCAGCAUGGAGGUUUGUGGGUGUGUUUGUGAAGAAGGAUGGAUUGGCAAGAACUGUUCUGAAGCCCGCUGCCCAGAUGACUGCUCUGGCCAGGGCAUUUGCAUCGAAGGCGGGUGUGUAUGUGACCGUAACUUUGGCGGUGAUAACUGCUCGGAGCCUCGAUGUCCAGGUGAUUGCUCAGACAGGGGGUUAUGCAUUGAUGGCGAGUGUGUUUGUGAGGAAGCCUAUGCUGGGGAGGACUGCUCACUGGGCAGAUGUCUGAACGACUGCUCAGAUCAAGGAACCUGUGUGAACGGAACCUGCCAGUGCCGACCCGGCUUCCUGGGGGAAGACUGCUCUCUCGUCUUCUGUGCUAAUAACUGCAGCCAGAAAGGGGUGUGUAAGGAUGGUUUCUGCGCCUGUCAAGAGGGAUAUACAGGAGAUGACUGUGCUUCAGUGUCACCUCCUAUGAAUCUGCAAGUUCGGGGUGUGUCAGAGAACACCAUUGAUCUGGAGUGGGAGGGGCCUGUGAUCCUGACAGACUAUCUCAUCACUUACGCCCCCACAACCCCUGGUGGAGUACAACUAGAGAUCAGAGUCCCAGGAAAUGUUACCAACACCACCCUCAAAGGAUUGGAGCCGGGUCUGGAGUACAACAUCAAUUUGUACGCCGUGAUCGACAACAUCAUCAGUGCCCCAAUGAACACCUUAGUCUCCACCUAUCUCUCGAAUCCAGACGGUUUACUCUUCAAAUCCAUCAUGGAGACGUCCGUGGAGGUUCAGUGGCAACCCUUAGACUACUUGUUUGAUGGUUGGGAAAUAAGCUUCAUUCCCAAGGACAAUGAUGGAGGGAUGACAGCACAACUACCUAGUACCAUCACGUCGUUCCACCAAACAGGGCUGCGGCCUGGGGAAGAAUACACUGUCAACCUUGUGGCCUUGAAAGACCAAGGAAGGAGCCAGCCUGUUACUGCAACCAUUAUCACAUUGAUCGAUGGGCCAACACCGCUUAUUGUACGAGAUGUCUCAGACACGGUUGCCUUUGUGGAGUGGAGCCCACCCAAGGCUAAAGUGGACCAGAUUAUAUUGCGGUAUGGGCUGGUAGGGGUGGAUGGACCAAAGACCACCUUUCGCCUGCAGUCUACUCUGAGCCAGUACUCCCUCCAAGUCCUGAGGCCUGGAUCCACAUAUGAAGUAUCAGUCAGUGGAGUCCGGAAUGGCACUGAGAGUGGAGCCAUUUCCACAGAGUUUACCACAGGUGAAAGAAAGCAUUGUUGUCAUUCAAUUUCAGGGUUCCGCCCUAUCACACAGCUCUUCUUCUCUGAUGUCACUUCUGAUUCAUUGACUGUGGCAUGGAGUGCACCGGCACCGCCUGCUGACGCAUUCAUCUUGAACUACAAUGCUCAGGACUCCAGUGAUGAUUCUGAGAUUGCUCUAGACGGAUCCAAAACCAGAAUCACCCUCACUGGUCUCCUGCCCUCCAGGCGGUACACUGUUACCUUGGUUACCAUGCAUGGCAAUGUGACCUCAAAGCCAGUUAUUGGCUCAGUCACAACAGGAAUGGACCCCCCCAGAGAUAUGACUGUGCAGUACGUCACAGAGGAAUCUGUAACCAUUUCAUGGAUUCAACCAUACGCACCCUUUGAUUACUACAAAAUGUCUUACCAAUCACCAAAAGGUAGGAUGGACAAUGUGGUGAUUGACAAUGAUGUCACCAACUACACCUUAACCAGCCUCCAUCCAGCAACGGAGUAUGAAAUCAAGCUGAACGCAGUGAGAGGAAGCCAAGAGAGCAAGGUCAUCACCACUACUGUCUUCACAGCUAUGGACAUGCCUAUGGACCUCACUGCAUUGAAUGUUACACCUCAGGGGGCUCUGCUACGUUGGAACCCCCCUGUUUCCAGUGUUGAUAACUACGUACUCACCCUCACCCGUAAUCAAGUUAUGGCAGACACCUUCUUAGUGGAGGGUAACAAGCAGGAGUACCAGCUGAGUCAGCUCAUCCCCAGCACCACCUACUCAGUGGCUCUUUAUGCCACUAAAGGUCCUCUCACCAGUGGCACCGUCAUCGCCAACUUUGUCCCACCCAUGGAUGCACCCCAGAACCUGACAGCUAGUGAGAUUAACCAUCGAAGUGCCCUCGUAUCCUGGCAGCCGCCCAUCGUAGACAUCGAUAACUACAUGCUGACCUACAAAGCAGCGGAUGGCAGUCGAAAGGAGCUGAUCUUAGAUGCUGAAGACACAUGGAUCCGUCUCGAGGGGCUGGGGGAGACCACCGAAUAUACUGUGAGACUGCAAGCUGCUAGAGGAAUAGAGACCAGCGCCAUUGUUUCUACAUCGUUCACAACAGGAAACCGAUUAUUUCCCACGCCACAGAACUGUGCGCAACACCUCCUGAACGGAGAGACGCUGAGCGGAAUUUACACCAUCUACAUCAACAGAGACCUCAGCCAAGGUGUGCAGGUUUACUGCGACAUGACCACCGACGGAGGCGGCUGGAUAAUGUUCCAGCGACGUCAGAACGGUUUGACUGAUUUCUCCAGGAAGUGGAGUGACUACAAGAUCGGCUUUGGCAACCUGGAGGAUGAAUUCUGGCUCGGAUUGGACAACAUUCAGAAGAUUGCAGCUCAAGGUCGUUACGAGCUCCGCAUUGACAUGAAAGAUGGCCUGGAGUCUGUAUAUGCCAACUAUGACAGGUUUUCCAUUGGAGAUUCCAAGAGCCUCUACAAACUGAGGAUAGGAGAGUAUAAUGGCACUGCAGGUGACUCUCUAAGCUACCACCAGAGCAGACCUUUCUCUACCAAGGACAAGGACAAUGAUAUCGCUGUCACCAACUGUGCAUUGUCCUACAAGGGAGCCUGGUGGUACAAAAACUGUCAUCGGGCCAACCUUAACGGCAAAUACGGAGAGUCCAGACAUAGUCAGGGUAUAAACUGGUAUCACUGGAAAGGCCAUGAGUUUUCCAUCCCUUUUGUGGAGAUGAAGAUGAGACCUUUCAACUACCGCAGCAUCAGUGGCAAACGGAGGAGGUCCACCCAUUAAUCUACCGUCCUACUAGCUGUUUCUAUUUUUAAAUAGGACGAGGAGGACAGAAGGAGUGGUGAAACUUAUGUAAAUCUUUGAAUGACAAAAUCCCUUGGACGAAUGUCUGAUGUAAAUUGUAAACCUUGAGGUUCAGUGACUUUCUUAUGCGUAAUGCUAUUUGUUCAGUUCUGGGAGAUUGAAGACUAGGUAAGCUUUGGUAUUUUUAGCAUGUGUGCAGUAUGAGGCCUGUGGAAGGAACCUCAUUAUUAAGUGAAGAAAAGAGAUAAUUUCUCCCUUUGAGAUAAAAGAUUUUAGAAGAAAAUGAAUGCCCGUUAAAAUGAGAUGCUUAUAUUUUUAUAAAUGAUGAGAAAUACCUUAGUAAAAAAAGUAACAAUGAUUUUUGGUCAGUUUUGAUUCAUGUUCAUGUGACCCAUUACAGUGUUAUAUUUUGCAUUUACUGCACCCUGAAGCCAACAAUAUUUG